Molecule: messenger RNA, 861 nt
Organism: Aphanomyces invadans
Lineage: Eukaryota; Oomycota; Saprolegniomycetes; Saprolegniales; Verrucalvaceae
Exons: 1
Coding region: 1-861 (286 amino acids)
Source: RefSeq, a predicted model, not a curated record
AUGACGGCUGCCGAGCACAGCGCGGCCGAGGAACUGCUGGGCCGGGCGAUACACCGCAAUGCUGCUCCGUUCUCAAUGUUUGAUGACAAGCACUGGCGCGCGUGGCUGAAGAUGAUACGACCAUCAUUUCGCCCUCCCACUCGCGAAGCCAUUGGUGGGCGUCUUCUCUGUGCUGAGUACGAUUUCGUCCAGACGGAGGCGAUUCGAGCGGUGCAGGCGUUUCGAUCGAUCUGCAUUACGAUUGAUGGCGCGACGAACAAGGCUAGCAAACAUAUCCUCAACGUGAUGGCGGCAGGUCCACUUGCGUACUUCAUUGAGCACUUUGUGAUGGACCCGAAGCGCGAGACCGCUGUCAACUUGAUGGGCAAAUUGAAGAGCGUCCACCAUCGCCUCCGCCUGUCGAUGGGUCUGGCGCAAGACGACAACGCCGACGUGAUCGCGGUGGAUGAUGUUCCAACGCCACCGGAACCCAUGUGGAACCUGUGCACGGAUUCGCCUAACGUCAUGAAGGCGUUCCGACGGCAAGCGCUUCUGACGGGCCUAUUUACGUUUGCAUAUGGGUGUCUGCCUCAUGGUCUACACAAUUUGUGUAUGGAUGUGAACAAAUUCCCAGUCGUCAAGCGCAUUAUGUCGAUCAAUGUUUUUUUCAUCGUCAACAAGAUCAAUGCCGUCCAUCUGCUCACAUCAAUGUUCGAAGUCGUUUGUGCCGAGAAGCACGGGAAGACAUACUCGCUCAUCCUGUUUACGAAGACGCGUUGGGGCACAGGUUACUUCAUGCUUCGUCGCAAUCUGCUCCUAAAAUCAGUCCUCGUUCAAUGCCGAACUCCAUUGACCCCGAUGACAAGUUCAAGGAUGUGGUGA